AUGUCCGACUUGCAGGAGCUUUUUGCUCGCCUGAACGGCGGUGCUUCUGGCAACAAACAGCAGCAGCAAGCGCCGCACGGUUACCGCCAGCCAUCUGUCCACACUCCGCUGUUCUCACCAUCGCCCAGCGGUCCACAGCCGCAUCACCAGUCUGCGAUCAUGUCGCCCAACUCCUCCGCUGUCAAUACGCCAGUGGCCGACCAUGGCGCUUCGUCGCAGCAGACACCGCAGCAGCAGUCCGCACAGCUCCUCAGCCUACUCCGCUUCAACUCGCAGUCCGGUGCUGGACAAGCCCGGCGCGUGUCUCAGAACUCUCAGCUUUCUGAGGCUCCUCAAGCUCAAAGUCGCACCGGUUCAGGCCCUACAGAGCACGCAUCGAGCUUCAUGGGUAACAGGACGCCUUCACAAGGCCCUAGCGCCGCGGCUCCUACAUCUGCUCAGGCUGCACCCACGUCCAUGCCAUCUGAGAAUCCGCAGGAUCUGCUAUUGCGUCUGCUGAACCACCCCAAGCCGGCCCAAGGCGACGAUCGCUUGCCUCGAGCUUCCGCUACUGCGUUCUCCCCGCCAGCUGCUUCCAACAUGCCUGAAACGGCUGUGGAUGACCUGGCACAGGACCUUGCCGACGCUGAGCUGGAGCAAGUCUCACCUGACCCCGCUGCCAGCGCUUCGCCGAUGAGAGUGUUCGGUACCGACGGCCCUGGACCCUCCUCGCGCGUUAAUCCCGAGUCCACGACACAUACGCCCAAGUUUACAUACAUCAACCCGUUCGAAGCGCUCGCGGCUGCAAGCCCUCGCAACCAUACGCCCGUACCUGACGUACAAAAGCCUUCCACUCCAAAGGUUCAGAUACUGAAGCCAAAGCACGCUACUGAGGCCUCUGCGUCAAGCCACACACCUCACCCACACGAGACUGUGGCUGAGGCGGUCACAGAUCUAGGUGAACAGAUCAGUCACCAGGUGGAGGAGGCACUUGCCGAGGCGGAAGGAAAAUCGACUGCACAGAUCACUACGGAGCUUGAUGACAUGCCUGCAGACGAUGUUGCAGAGGUGCAACAAAUCAUGGUUGACAUGGCAAAUGAAAUCAAGGCAGAGCUCGAGAACGACGAGAGCAUGAAAUCGCUCGAGAAGAACGUGCCCAAAGAUCUGACCGCCGCCCUCAAGGAGGUCGCUACCGAGGUUGCCAAUGGCAAUGUUGCUGAUGACUGGGAGACCGCGGAGGCCGAGGAGAGCUUAGCACAGGGCGAGGACCAGACGGUAAUAGUCUAUAGAUUCCCCAUGCGCGCGUUUGCCUCGAUCCAGGUCAACAAGAUGCCGCCUCGGCGUCUCUUUUUCCCCACCGAUUUGAUCAUGGACGUCGCCAGGCUGAAGAAGGAUUUUGAUCAGAUUGAUCGUUCACUCGUAUCAGCCAGCAAGAACUUUAUUGUGUACGCACUCGUUAAGAAGGGUGGAUUCCGCAUUAUCCGUCAGGACUCUGGUCAGUAUCGCCAGGUCUUUGAGAACCACCACGAGCGCAUCUUCAACAUUGCGCUCUGCGCUUCUGCAGACGAUUCACAACAGUCGCUCGAGAGCAUCCUUGGUAUUGGCGUCAACGGUACCGUCUUCUGGUCGUCACUCGACCCAACUCGCGAGGAUACAUUUGGCGAGAACCUCGACACACAGGGUCUCAUGCUUCCUCCAUCGCCCAUUCAGGAUGAUAAUACAUCUGGUGGUCAGCUGAAGACGCGUGCUAAGCCAUCCUCGCGUCAUCCCGAGUUCUUCGCUGUCGGUCGCGGCAAGUCGAUUCACAUCAUAUUCCCUAGAGUUGCUGCAGAGUAUGCUCGCUCGAAGAGCCGCAUCUGCCACACGGAGAAGUACCUUAAGGAGCGCUCUUUGAAGAUCCUCACUGGUAAGGCCGGUAAGGACUUCACGUUCAGUGAAGAUGACACGAUUGUCGUAUCACUGGACAAGGCAGGGCGCAUGCGUUUCUGGGACAUCCGUACCUUGACUGAGCCUGAACUGGGCAACCCAAAGGCCCCUCCACGCCAGGUUGAGGUGUCUGAGACACUUCUCGAGUUCCACACCACUACGCCGAAUGCCAAGUCAUGGCCAACCUCCGUGUUCUUCUUUGACAAAGAUAAGCCUUUCACUAAGGGUAUUGCGCUACGAUAUGUCAUGGUGGGCAUGAAGCAGAACCACUCGUUCCAGCUGUGGGAUCUCGGUCUUGGUAAGGCCGUUCAAGAGAUCCACUUGCCGCAUGAAAACGAAUCCGAUGCCAUUUGCAGCGUGUCAUUCCAUCCUAGGACUGGUAUCAUGGCAGUCGCCCACCCGACAAGGAACUCUAUCUUUUUCGUUCAUGUGUCUUGUCCCAGGUACAACCUGCCGGCUUUGAGCCAGGCGGCUUAUGUUGCUCGCCUUGCAAACAAGGGCGAGAGGGGCCUCGCUCCGCUACCACCGGUUAACGCCACGGCCAUCAUGACGAGCAUAACAGAGUAUUCGUUUGCUUCCAAGGGUCAGAUUAGGAGCCUGCACAUGCUCAACGAGCCUACUCCCGUCGGGCCAACUGACACUGAUGAUCCGGACAACGCCGCACUCUUUGAGCUGUACGUCAUGCACUCGAAGGGUGUUUGUGUCCUCCGUAUUCGACGAAACGAUCUCGGCUGGAAGAAGGAGGGCGAGCCUAUCCAUCCGAAGGAGGCGGAGCAAGAAGGUGUCAUUACCAUCACUCAGCUGAAGCCACCUGCGCCUGCCACAGUUGCUACAGACGAGUCCUCGACUGCCGGUGACACACCAGCCCCGAAGUCAGUGUCCGAUCGAUCCGUCCGCGAGAGCGUGAAGAAGGAGCCUAGCACUAUGUCCAAGCAGACGGUGAACCCAGAAGCUGCUAUGCGAGCCUCAACACUCGCAAAGGUUGAGGGCAAGCAAGAUACGGCCCGGGCUACAAUCAUAAACGGCGCCAGCGAGAAGCCUGAGAAGAAAAAGAAGAAGAAGUCGUCUCCGGCUGAUACCGCAUCUCAGGUUUCUACGUCUACCCGUGCAGCCGCCCCUUCGGUUCCUUCAUACGCACAAGCUGCUCAGAGUACUCCUUUGUCCAAAUCUCCAGUGCCAUCAGAGGCUCCGGUAGAGUCCAAGGCCUCCGUCGCCUCCCCCAACGAAGCACCUGAGUGGGCCAAGCAGUUAAUAAGCCAGCACUUCAAGGCUGCUGCGCCAGUUGCUGAGCUUGAUACAAAGAAACUGAAGGAGGUUGUACAAGCUGAGAUCACCGAAGGCUUUGCUCGCGAGCUUGACGUCAUGUAUAAGCGCUUCGAUGAAGACAAGCGUGUCUUGAAUGCGGCCAAUGGUGCUAAGCAAGAGGCCAUCCUCCGUAUGGUGUCCAGUACCUUAACGGAGAACGUCGAGGGUGUUAUCAGGAAGAUGGUUGAAGAAAACAUGCGCCAGGUCCUGCUGCCCGAGAUGUUGGCCAAGACUUCCUCAACCCUGGAACAGAGCAUUGGCAGCAACCUAAAGUCUGCACUUGCUCCACAGCUAUCGAAGGAGAUCCCUGAUGCUGUGGCACGCGCUCUGAAGGCUCCUCACAUCUUCCAGUCGCUCUCUGACCAAGUCGCCAAGAAGGUCGCCGCAAACUUUGAACCUGUUGUAGUUGCCUCUGUCGGUUCCGUUGUCAACCCUGCUAUCUCGAACUUGUCCAACACCAUCGAGAAGCAAAUCGGUGAGCAGUUGCGUCAAGCCCAUGCCCAGCGACACGAGGACGCUUCCAAGAUUGCACAAUUGACCGAUACGGUGCAUACCUGUCUCGAGACGAUUCAGUCCAUGGUUGCCUCGCAAGCUGAGCUGCAGUCUCAGGUCGCCAAGCUUCAGCAAGCCCUCGAAAAGCCAGCGGCACCAGCGCCAGCACCACAGGCUGUCGAUCAUUCGCCUCGUACUGCCCGUUCUCCGCGCAAGUCUCCAGAGGAGUUGGAGCUGGAGCAAAUCACUCAAAUGAUGACUGAUGGCAAUUACGAGCAGGCUACCAUGAAGUGGUUGCAGUCGCCCCGUACAGCCGAGCUCUUUGAUGAAUUGUUCAUUCGCUGCAAUCCUGCCUACAUUCGACAGGUUAGUCCCCUGUUGGCGCUUUCGACUGGUGCAGUAGUGUCAGGAAACCUCGACCGCCACACUCUUGAGCGACUCAGCUGGCUUGAUGCUGUACUGACAAGCGUUGACCCCAACGAUCGUGACAUUCGGGACAUUGUGCCGAAGAUCAUGGAAGUGGUCAAGCAGCGUCUGACUGAUACCUACAUGAGUCUUAAUGAGACCACCCCUGGCAGCCCUCUCCUUCGUCGCAUUUCGGCUCAGGUGAACAAGUGCAACGAGAUGAUGCGUCAGGUUUCGUCGAACUUUCGUUGA
Messenger RNA from Parastagonospora nodorum SN15, 4359 nucleotides. RefSeq lists its product as hypothetical. Gene Ontology annotation, molecular function: protein binding. The record is from RefSeq and is a predicted model, not a curated record. NCBI's taxonomy places the organism in Eukaryota, Fungi, Ascomycota, Dothideomycetes, Pleosporales, Phaeosphaeriaceae. Gene Ontology annotation, cellular component: P-body. The coding region runs from base 1 to 4359 and encodes 1452 amino acids. The transcript is spliced from 2 exons. Gene Ontology annotation, biological process: deadenylation-independent decapping of nuclear-transcribed mRNA.